This is a messenger RNA of Diaporthe citri, 1503 nucleotides long. RefSeq lists its product as uncharacterized. The transcript is spliced from 3 exons. NCBI's taxonomy places the organism in Eukaryota, Fungi, Ascomycota, Sordariomycetes, Diaporthales, Diaporthaceae. The record is from RefSeq and is a predicted model, not a curated record. Bases 1 to 1503 code for a protein of 500 amino acids. Gene Ontology annotation, cellular component: membrane. Gene Ontology annotation, molecular function: transmembrane transporter activity. Gene Ontology annotation, biological process: transmembrane transport.
AUGGUUUCUCAAACUUCAGGGACCACCCAAGAGUGCAUCACAAAUACCACAGACUGUGAAAAAGAGCACGACACCCCCUCACCUGCUAACGAGGAGCUAUCCGUGACCACCCAAACGACGGCGAGACGCCUGAGAACCAAGGUUGACUUCGCCAUAUGUCCGAUAGUCUGUUCACUAUACCUGUUCUGUUAUAUCGAUCGUGCAAACAUAGGCAACGCGAGAAUUGCUGGGCUUGAGCGAGAGCUGGGUCUGCGUGGGUAUGAUUUCAACAUUGCUUUGACAUGCUACUCAGCCGCAUAUGCCUCCGUCCAGAUACCUGCCACCAUCUGCUGCAAAUGGAUUGGGCCAGGCUGGUUCCUGCCCGGCGUCACACUGGGCUUUGGCAUCGCGUCGAUCUGCACUGGGCUUGUGCGAACGUCCGGCCAGCUCUUCGCUGUCCGCUGUCUCGUCGGUGUGUUUGAGAGCGGCUUGAUGCCGGGGAUCGCUUAUUAUCUGUCCCGAUGGUAUCGCCGCGCAGAACUCGGAUUCCGGCUGUCGUUCUAUAUUGCCAUGGCCCCCAUGGCCGGAGCUUUCGGUGGUCUCCUGGCGUCGGGAAUCCUUUCCCUCCCGGGGAUCGGCGCGCUUCAUGGGUGGCGCAUGAUAUUCGUCGUCGAGGGGAUCAUCACGGUUGGGCUCUCCGUCGCGGCGUUCGCCCUCUUGACCGACCGCCCAGAAACUGCACGAUGGCUGACGCCCGAGGAGCGCCAGCUCGUGGCUCAUCGUGUCACCUCGGAAAGGCUCUCGGGCACGGUCUUGCUGGACGACAUGGACCGCAAGAAACUGUGGCGCGGGGUCGCGAACCCUGUCACGCUGGCCACCGGUAGCAUGUACCUCAUGAACGCGGUGACGGUCCAGGGGCUGGGCUUCUUCCUGCCAACCAUCAUAUCGACCAUCUACCCAGAUGCAUCAGUCACGAGGCAGCAGCUCUACACCGUGCCACCCUAUGUCAUCGGGGCCUUCUUCACGGUUGCCAUUUCCGGCCUCUCGUGGAUGCUCGACAGGCGGCAGAUUAUCAUGACAAUCAGUGCCCUGCCAAUCUUGACCGGCUAUGCAAUAUUCAUCGGAACGCUCGAUCCACACGCACGUUACGCGGCGACGUUCCUGGUUGCUAGCACCUGUACCACCAUGGGGAGCAUGACCAGCGCGCAAAUCAGCUGCAAUGUAGUGACUGACACAGCUCGAAGUGCGGCAAUGGCGACAAAUGUAAUGUUUGCUUCUCUAGGGGGACUCAUCUCAACGUGGUCUUUUCUGCCCUUUGAUGGGCCUCGCUUCCCAAUCGGUAACGGCCUAAACUUGGCGACUUCUAGCACUUGGUGCCUGAUUGGAAUUGGAAUAUCUGCUUGGAUGCGUUUUGAUAAUAGACGAAGGGACUCAAAAGACUCCGUGGCUGAGUUGUCCGGUCUGGACAAGAAGGAAAUCGGCGACCUUGACUGGAAGCACCCAGACUUCAGAUGGCGGCCGUGA